CUGGAGAGUUGCUGGGACUGAAGUCCUUAUGGACCUUCCACUGGAGACUGGCCGUCUGGACGGCAGAUGGGACCCUUUUUUUCCUGCAGUACAGUGGACACAGUUUGUCACAGCUACUCUGAGUGUUAUAGGUUCAAGUUCGCUUAUCACUUAUGCUGUGUUCCAGAACCCACAGAUGUCUGCAGAGAUAAAACCACUCUUAUAUCUGAGCUUUUCUGACCUGCUCCUGGGAAUUUGCUGGCUUAUAAAAGCACUUCUCUAUGGAACUUCAACACCCCACAAGGACAGCAUCUGCUAUAACCUACAGACAGUCGAGGAGAUACUAUUCAUUGCCUCACUCUUCUGCACCGUCAGUUACAUCUGGUACCUGUACACAGAGCUGAGGAUGAAAGACAGCCAGAGUGGACGGAGCACAACUGCACAGGUGAUAAAUCAUACUUGUCAAAGUACUCACAUAGUGUUCAUUUUGUCAAGCCUGCUGCCUCUGCUGUUGAUGACACCUGUGUUUUGUCUGGGCAAUGUCAAUGAAUGCUUCCACAACUUUAGCCAGAGCCACAGGUGUCUCCUAAUGCACUCGCCUCCGUCAGCCAUGAUUGAACCCCUGCCUUCCACCAACACAUCUGUCUGCAGUGUGCUCUAUUUUUAUGGUGUCACUGUUUUCCUGGCCAGCUUUUUCUUCAGCCUCCUCCUCAUCACGGUCUUGCUCAUCCAUGCCCAGUCAUUGUAUAAGAAGUUUGUGAAAUCGACAGGCUUUCUGGAGAGUGAGCAGUGGGCAGUGAUUUACGUUGUGGGCCAGCGAGUGCGCUUCUUCCCAGUGGCUUUUGUGUGCUGCUGGGGCCCAGCUGCCACACUGUUGAUCAUAGAGCUGACCAGGCCCCAGGACACCUCCCUGCACAUGGCUUUCUCUGUGCUCCAGGCUCUCACAGCAGCAUCCCAGGGUCUGAUCAACUGUGGCAUAUAUGGCUGGACACAGUGCAAGUUCCAGCAGCUAAAGCGUGAGCCUCGCCGUGAUGCAGAUACUCAGACCCCAUUGCUGUGCUCACAGAAGAGAAUCUAUAGCAGGAGCCUAGACCCACCGGAGUUUUCUCUUGCUUUUGCUUCCAGCUCUUCCACCAUUCUUUGAAACUAUGGAACUGGAACAUCCCGGAAGUGAAUGUUUCAUAUAUUCUGUAUUUCUGUCAGUGGUUGAGGUAUGGGCAUUUCUUUGCCCAAAGGCCAGUUCAGCCAAGAAGAAAGGCUCCAGGUGGAGUGUCUUUGGUGCUCAACAAUCUCUCAGGAACAGAGCGGUGUUGCCAGGAGCAAUUGUGUCUCACUACCACAAAACUCUGAGUUAGAUUAAAGGCCAUUUUCUACAGCUCUUUGAAGAGGUUGAAGAUUAUCUAUCUAUA
Chionomys nivalis (European snow vole) is the source of this 1388-nucleotide messenger RNA. It is a transcript of the gene Tmem116, whose product is annotated as transmembrane protein 116. NCBI's taxonomy places the organism in Eukaryota, Metazoa, Chordata, Mammalia, Rodentia, Cricetidae. The coding region runs from base 29 to 1123 and encodes 364 amino acids. The record is from RefSeq and is a predicted model, not a curated record. Gene Ontology annotation, cellular component: plasma membrane. Gene Ontology annotation, molecular function: G protein-coupled receptor activity. The transcript is spliced from 12 exons. Gene Ontology annotation, biological process: adenylate cyclase-activating G protein-coupled receptor signaling pathway.